Molecule: messenger RNA, 978 nt
Organism: Suillus fuscotomentosus
Lineage: Eukaryota; Fungi; Basidiomycota; Agaricomycetes; Boletales; Suillaceae
Product: P-loop containing nucleoside triphosphate hydrolase protein
Exons: 8
Coding region: 1-978 (325 amino acids)
Biological process (GO): transmembrane transport
Molecular function (GO): ATPase-coupled lipid transmembrane transporter activity; ATP hydrolysis activity; ATP binding
Source: RefSeq, a predicted model, not a curated record
AUGCAUAUGCUGCCUGCACUCGGAAUUAACCUAGGAGUCGACGAAGUUGACCAUGUCAACCAGAUCCUCCUCACUCUGCGCGUCGCACAGGAACCAAUGACUGCGCCCCUCUAUUUGGCAUCGCUUGUAUUGAUGUAUCAAGUUUCUAACUCGUUCAGCUCCUCACCCUUCUCCCAGUCACUUUUCAGGCAGUGUUCCUCUCUCGCAGAGACAUUCACUCAUAUCACCAAGUAUGAGUUAGGUAACAUGCAGAAUAAGGUGGUGGAUGGCACACAACCGUUCCCCGAGGACAAGCAGUCUCAGGAGUGGCAUUUCUAUCGAGUCAUCGUCGGAGUGAAUGGCUCUGGAAAGAGCACGAUCUUGAAAUUGAUCUCCCGUGUCUAUGACCCAACAGAUGGCACCAUCCUCAUCGACGACCAGGACAUCAAAACCCUUAAACUGGCUGAUCUCCGGGCUGCCAUGUCCAUCCUCUUCCAAGGCUACUCCCACUUUCCAGUCACAAUACACGAGAACAUCGGACUUGGCAACCCCGCAUUCGCAAACGGUGACGAGAAGAUCCGCGAAGCCGCCCGUCUCGGCGGCGCAGAAGAAUUCAUCGAUGAUCUCCCUGACGGACUUUUGAAGGCAUUCGGCGGCGCAAUGAGUCCUCCGUCGACUUCUCCCUUGUUUCAGUGGCGGGCAGAUGCAGCGGCUCGCAGUCUCACGCACAUUGAUGCGUUCAUUGCCCACCGAGACAGAGCCUUCCACUGUUUGACUAUUGAGCUGCCGAAGUCAGCUCUCUUCGAGCGCCUGAAAAAGUGGAGGGGCAGCAAGACCAUGAUAUUCUCCACUCACCGGUUCGGCAAACUUACCUGGCAUGCAGAUCUCAUCUUGUACAUGGACGAAUCCCCCCAGGAACAAGGCACACACGAUGAACUAAUGAGGAAAGGGGGAGAGUAUGCUCGUAUCUGGAAUCUACAAGCGAUGGAUUUCCUCUAA